GCUUUAAAUUCUCUCUCUCUCUCUCUCUCUCUCUCUCUCUCUCUCUCAGUUAGCAAUUCCAUUGCUGCAGAGUAAGAGAACUCAAUCACAAUUCACACACAAAACACAGAGACCCAAAAUUUUCUUAAUCCGACACAGACCCAUAACACCAUCCUUAAAUUCUCAUUGCAAAUGACACUGUUGGGUGCAUAGAUCCAUGAAAUGCACCCAUAAAGCUACCACCUUUUCUGCAAUGCCCAGAUCCAGCACCCAGCAAUAAAUAACAACAAAGUUCACAACUUUCUAUUGAAAUCGCAGGACCCAGAAGAAAAACUCCAAGACCCAGUUCCCAGAAUGAAGGGUUCGAGCCGUUUCUUCACGGUGGGUCUUGUAGCUUCAUGGUACUCCUCCAACAUUGGCGUUCUCCUUCUCAACAAGUACCUUCUCAGCAACUAUGGCUUCAAGUACCCGAUCUUCCUCACCAUGUGCCACAUGACAGCAUGUUCUUUGUUCAGUUAUGUUGCCAUAGCGUGGAUGAAGGUGGUGCCUUUGCAAACCAUACGAUCCAGGGUUCAGUUCUUCAAGAUCUCUGCUUUGAGCCUUAUUUUUUGUGUCUCCGUUGUGUUUGGGAACGUGUCGUUGAGGUACCUUCCUGUGUCGUUUAACCAAGCAAUUGGUGCCACAACGCCUUUCUUCACUGCCGUUUUUGCUUACCUAAUGACGUUUAAGAGGGAGGCUUGGCUCACAUAUCUCACACUUGUUCCGGUUGUCACUGGUGUCAUCAUUGCCAGCGGGGGUGAACCAAGUUUCCAUUUAUUUGGAUUCAUUAUAUGUGUUGCUGCUACAGCUGCAAGAGCCCUGAAAUCAGUGCUACAAGGAAUUUUGCUUUCUUCCGAAGGAGAGAAGCUCAAUUCUAUGAAUCUUCUCCUUUACAUGGCUCCUAUGGCGGUGGUUUUCCUUCUUCCCGCUACACUUAUAAUGGAAGAAAAUGUGGUUGGAAUCACUUUGGCGCUUGCCAGAGAUGAUUCCAAGAUCAUUUGGUAUCUGCUAUUCAAUUCGGCACUCGCAUAUUUUGUCAACCUGACCAAUUUCUUGGUCACAAAACAUACAAGUGCUCUGACCCUUCAGGUACUAGGGAAUGCUAAAGGGGCUGUAGCAGUAGUAGUAUCAAUUCUAAUAUUUAGAAACCCAGUUUCGGUUACUGGAAUGAUGGGAUACACCCUCACAGUCUUUGGAGUUAUCCUUUACAGUGAAGCGAAAAAGCGAACCAAAUGACACCAUUCUUGUGAAGUUGACAUUCAACUCCUUAUAUUUUGUCUUGGUGACCGCACUGCACAGACAACCUCCUCAAUCAAAGAUUAUACAGAGGCAAUUUGUUUAGCAUGCUAGUGACAUAAGAUUCAGUUUUUCUGACUCUUGGUAUACAAUUUUUUCUUUUUUUGGUUUUACUCCUCACACGUAAAACCUCGAUUGAAUGGGUUAACAGUUGUAUAAACAUUUAUUUAGAAAUAGUCCUCACAGUUGAAAAGUUGCGAUAAUUGACUUGUUAUUAUCCUCCUUCACUUAGAGGAAUGUCUUCUCUGUCAUUUUAUUCUUUUGGGAUAAGAGUGGUAGAAUUGAACCACUACUCAUAUGUUGUUAACACUACCCACAUUCGUUUAUUAAUGAUAUGAUUCGUAUCUUUAGCUCUCA
Molecule: messenger RNA, 1671 nt
Organism: Arachis duranensis
Lineage: Eukaryota; Viridiplantae; Streptophyta; Magnoliopsida; Fabales; Fabaceae
Product: probable sugar phosphate/phosphate translocator At3g11320
Exons: 4
Coding region: 334-1254 (306 amino acids)
Cellular component (GO): Golgi apparatus
Molecular function (GO): antiporter activity
Source: RefSeq, a predicted model, not a curated record